AUGUCAUACCGUGCCUUCCUUCUGGUCACAAUUCUAGCCAAUGAGAUAUUGGCGUGGCCAGAUGGAGCCCCUUGUAUUCAUGCCGCCUUCGAAAGCAUGAAUCCAUUAGAGGCAGUGGAACAUCAGGGCGGACUUCAGGUGAGGAAAAGCUUAAAAUAUAGUUUAAAAAUGAUCAAAAAUCGUAAUUUUUGAAAUUUAAAAAUUUUGGCGUUAAGAAGUAUUGGCACUUAUUAAUUAAGGUGGGGGUGGGGGGGGAGGGUUAAAAUUGGCGGACGGGCUUAUUUUUGAAGUCCAACCUAGGCCCAAACCCCAACGUUUAAGCUCGGUCAGUUUUUAUUUUCUUUUGCUUGGGCCGGUCUGGUCAGAAAAAUUCUAGGCCCGGCCUGGCUCAACUCUCAAGCCAAACCCACGUUUGAAGCCUGGUCCAAGCUCAAAGCCCAACGUUUGGACCCGGCUUUUUUACAUUUUUUCUCAAACCGGCUCAGCCUUGUCCAAAAAAAUGUAGGUUUUGCCUAAUUUAACCCGCGGGUCGGGCCCGCCUUUCAGGCGCACCGUAUAAAAUAUUCUAGGUCCGACCUGGCUCGAUCCGUGAGCCAAUCCAAAUUUUUAAGCCCGGCCCGAAAAAAUCCGCACGUAAAAAAUUUUUACCGGGUCAAGUCGGCCUGAUUACUAGAGCUAGAGCUAUAGGUAAAAAUGAAAACAGGUCGGGCCUCAAAAGAGGUCUCGGCGAGUUUCAUACCCUUAGGCUGGUCUGGCGGGCUUUCUUUCAAGUCUAUUAUACAAUAUCUUCGUUACAGAAGUGCUCAUUAUAUACAAAAGAUGGGGAUAAAUGUAUUGUGUACUAAACUUAUUUGUUAUGUUUUAGCUCUCCCCGCCACCGUUCACAAUAGACACGGAGCAAAAGUGUUAUUGGAGAAAUCAACCGGUUCAGAGUGAGUUUUCUAAAACUUUUCUUUUGUAAAAUACGGCCAUCCUUUUGAUUUCACCAAAUUUUAAAUUUUCAAAUGUUUUUUUAAACUUGUAAAAUUUUUUUUCAAAAUUGUAAAAUACGGUUUCUCGACAUAGAAGAACAAUAUAAUCUAUGAUAUGUUUCAGUAACUCUACGAGGAAACACAACAGAAGAAUUCAAAGGAUUUGCGAUCCAACCGUUCGUCUGGAAGGGAUCAAAAGCUGGAAGACGGUAAGUGCUUUAGCCCGGGCUUGAGCUUAAGCUUGAACCAGAACCUGAGCUGGGCUUGGGCCAAAACCUGAGCUUGAGCUUGAACCAGAACCUGAACUUCAGCUUGGGCCCGACCUAAGCUUGAGCUUGAACCAAAACCUAAGCUUGAGCUUGGGCUAGAUCUUGGCCAUCUUUACUCAGUCUUGGCUAGCCUUGGCCAGCUUUAACAAGUCUCUAGCCAGUUUUUGCCUGCCUUAACUAGCCAAAGUAAACAUUAGUCAACUUUAGCAGGCGUAGUUAGCUAUAGUCAGCCUUAGUCAGCCUUAAGCUGUCUCAAUUUACCUUAGCUAGCCUUAGCUAGCUUUAGCUAGCUCUGGUCUGCGGUAGCCCGUCAUAGCCAGUUUAAGCCAACAUUAGCGUAAGCCUUAGCCAGCUUUAGUCAGCCUUAGUCAGCCAAAGACAGCCUGAUCCAUGCUUUAACUUGCUGUAACCAGUCUUAGUCAGCCAAUGCAAGUCUUAGUCGGCCUUAGCCAGUCUUAGCCAACCUUAGCUUUAGCGUUUGUUUUAAUCGGCUGUAGCCAGUCAUAGCCAGCUUUAGUUAUAACCUUAGUUUUAAAGUUAGUCUAGUUUAAGCUUUUUAGCCUUAGCUUUAACUCUGGCCUAUAAGUCUUCAUACAACAAUUGAAGCUUUAUAAACUAAAAUUUCUAGGAUUGGUCAAUUCUUGCGCUUGGAUAACAAUGGCAGUUGGCGACAGCAAUGCUUCAAGAACAAGGAUUCUGUAACGCACAGUCACGACGAAAAGAAGAAGAAGAUGAUGUUGUGGUGGAAGAACGACGAGGACGAUGAGAGUUAUGUUCAGUUCGUGUGAGUGUAAAAUACGACGAUAAGGUCUACUUUUAUAAAUUUUAAAAAAAUUUUAAUUUUUAAAAUUUGAAAAUUUUUAUUUUCAGUGCAACAGUAGUAGUAUCGUUAAAGCAAUUUUGGGUGAAAUCUGUCCUAUCAGCACCAUUACCACCUUGUCGUGUUGAGAAGGAGGUCGCCUUUUAUCAACCACCAGCUGUCACUCAACCACCAGCAGCUGGACAAUUCAAAAUUCAAACCUUCCACAUGUUCAACCAAGGCGAUACAUCGUUCUUGGAACGGUCGCUAUCUAACCAGAAUGUGAGUUAUUCUAGCCCCAGCACAGAACCCUAGUCCAGAGCCCUAGCCCAGAGCUCUAGCCCCAAGUCUUAGCCUAGAGCCCUAGCCCUGAGACCUAGCCCAGAGCCCUAGCCCAGAGCCCUAGCCCAGACUCCUAGCCCUGAGACCUAGCCCAGAGCCCUAGCCCAGAGCCCUAGCCCAGACCCCUAGCCCAGACCCUAGCCCAGAGCCAUAGCUUUAGCUCCAGCACUGGUUCUAGCCCCAAGCCUUAGCCCAAAGCCGUCUUUUUACCCCCCUCCCUCCUUCCUUCCUCCCUCCCUCCCUCCCUCCCUCCCUCCCUCCCUCCCUCCCUCCCUCCCUCCCUCCCUCCCUCCCUCCCUCCCUCCCUCCCUCCCUCCCUCCCUCCCUCCCUCCCUCCCUCCCUCCCUCCCUCCCCCCUCCCUCCCUCCCUCCCUCCCUCCCUCCCUCCCUCCCUCCCUCCCUCCCUCCCUCCCUCCCUCCCCUCCCUCCCUCCCUCCCUCCCUCCCUCCCUCCCUCCCUCCCUCCCUCCCUCCCUCCCUCCCUCCCUCCCUCCCUCCCUCCCUCCCUCCCUCCCUCCCUCCCUCCCUCCCUCCCUCCCUCCCUCCCUCCCUCCCUCCCUCCCUCCCUCCCUCCCUCCCUCCCUCCCUCCCUCCCUCCCUCCCUCCCUCCCUCCCUCCCUCCCUCCCUCCCUCCCUCCCUCCCUCCCUCCCUCCCUCCCUCCCUCCCUCCCUCCCUCCCUCCCUCCCUCCCUCCCUCCCUCCCUCCCUCCCUCCCUCCCUCCCUCCCUCCCUCCCUCCCUCCCUCCCUCCCUCCCUCCCUCCCUCCCUCCCUCCCUCCCUCCCUCCCUCCCUCCCUCCCUCCCUCCCUCCCUCCCUCCCUCCCUCCCUCCCUCCCUCCCUCCCUCCCUCCCUCCCUCCCUCCCUCCCUCCCUCCCUCCCUCCCUCCCUCCCUCCCUCCCUCCCUCCCUCCCUCCCUCCCUCCCUCCCUCCCUCCCUCCCUCCCUAGUUUGUACUUAUUUAAAUAUUUUCAGUUCUUCCGCCCAGCCCCAGCUCGUGUGGCUCCUCUACCACCUCCUCCAACCACCCCAGCUCCGAUUGUAAGACAACCACCACCAGCCAUUAGUCCAGCCCCCUUCACAGCACGACCAUCUCCAGUUGUGCAGCCAAGAAUCUUCACUACUGUGAGUUUUGGCUUUAGUACUAUUUACGGUACUAUUUGAGUACUACAUUAGCCAUAGCCUGAGCCUUACUUUAAGUCUUUAUAAAGGCAGUAGAAAGGCACUUUGAAUUCAAAUAUAGUAACGUUUACCUACAGUAAUUUUAAAAUUAUUUCAGGCCCAGCCAAUCAGACAACCGGUUGUCAACCAACAACGUUUGAGCCAUAUCAGUCCAAACAGCCAGUCCAACAUUGCUCCUGGUAAGUAAAAUAUCCUCACCAAUCAAAAGAUUUAAAAAAUAGCAAAAACUUUCUUUACAAACUAAAAAAUUGCAAGAACUUUCUUACAGAACAAAAAUAGCAAGAACUUUCUUUACAAAACAUGAAAUGGCAAGAACUUUCUUUACAAAACAGAAAAUUGCAAGAACUUUCUUUACAAAACAUAAAACGGCAAGAACUUUCUUUACAGAACAAAAAAUUCUUUAAAAUUUGAAAUUUCAUACCUAAAAACACAUUUCUUUAAAUUUCAGCCCAAGUCUGCCGAGACCAAGAUCAAAGCAACCGUUGUACCCAGUGGGUCAACUUCUGUCGCACUUCAACUUAUAUGCAGACGUUCUGUCGCCGGACCUGCCGCUUCUGUUAA
Messenger RNA from Bursaphelenchus okinawaensis, 4119 nucleotides. NCBI's taxonomy places the organism in Eukaryota, Metazoa, Nematoda, Chromadorea, Rhabditida, Aphelenchoididae. The record is from the annotation of a GenBank genome assembly.